Prunus armeniaca (apricot) is the source of this 987-nucleotide messenger RNA. The record is from the annotation of a GenBank genome assembly. Lineage: Eukaryota; Viridiplantae; Streptophyta; Magnoliopsida; Rosales; Rosaceae.
AUGGAUUCCAGUGACUGUGAACCCCAUUUGCUGAGAUCUCUCUUAGUCUUCAAGAACACCAUCAACCAGGAGUUGAUCAGGAGCUUGCAUGUGUACCGAUUAGAUGAGGGGAAGGAAAAUGAGGUUGAGAGGGAGUUUGUGUUGUCCGCCAGUGAGCCAUAUGUGGAGUUAUCAGCUGACCCGCUUCUUAGAUUGAUGAAAUUUCCAGUUUCCCAAGUGCACGAAGGACAUGUCAAUGGUUGUUGGGUUUGCAUAUUUGCAUUUCAGGCCAAUUGUCCUCCUAAUUUUACAUGCAUUCCUUCUAUACUUUCAGUCUCCAGAAAUCGGAAGUUGAAGGCGAUUCCAGCUUUGGCUAAUGAUCUUCAGAUGAUUUUCGAGUUGAGCAACAAAAAACCAUUGCAAAGGUCAGGGGAGGAAACAUGCCAAGGGAGUAAUGACAAUAACCAUCAACUAAUAAGAAGUUCGCCCGUACUUGAUCUGGAUCUUAACAGUCUUCCAUGUCCAGUCCCAAUGUCUGAAUCGUUGGAGGAUCAAGAAAUUGGAAGAAGUUUACCAGGUAUUAUGGAGAAGAAGAAGAAAAGGGCACCAAGUGAACAUGUAGCAAAUAUCGCUUUAUCAGAUCUGGCCAAGUAUUUUGAUCUCCCAAUUGUGGAAGCUUCAAGGAAUCUGAAUGUUGGACUUACAGUACUUAAAAAGAAAUGUAGAGAGUUUGGUAUUCCUCGGUGGCCACAUAGGAAAAUUAAAUCGCUUGACGGUCUCAUUCGUGAUCUUCAGGAAGAGACAGAGAUUCAACAGCAGGAAAACCAGGCUGCAGCCUUGGCUGUUGCAAAGAGGCAAAGGAUGUUGGAGAAUGAAAAAGAAAGUAUAGAGAGGAAACCCUUCUUGGAGAUGAAGACCGAGACCAAGAAGUUCAGGCAAGAUGUUUUCAAGAGAAGGCAUAGAGCUAGACUUCUCAGAAGCCAGGGCCUACCAAACUCUGACAAUUAG